AUGCCACUCGAUGUGUCCUCUUGUCUCUUCGAGACUCAACUCCCUAUUGAACGAGCCUCAAAGAAAACAGGCAUGGGUUGCUCUGUCACCACUAUCUAUCGAAUGGACCCGAAGAAGAAGAAGAAGAAGAAGAAGAAGAAGAAGAAGAAGAAGAAGAAGAAGAAGAAGAAGAAGAAGAAGAAGAAGAAGAAGAAGAAGAAGAAGAAGAAGAAGAAGAAGAAGAAGAAGAAAACAGACACGGCAACCCAUGCCACCCAUGAGUCCCGAAGAGACAAGAGGACCUAA
Messenger RNA from Penicillium crustosum, 285 nucleotides. RefSeq lists its product as uncharacterized. The transcript has a single exon. The record is from RefSeq and is a predicted model, not a curated record. The coding region runs from base 1 to 285 and encodes 94 amino acids. NCBI's taxonomy places the organism in Eukaryota, Fungi, Ascomycota, Eurotiomycetes, Eurotiales, Aspergillaceae.